CGCGUGUAGUCGUCUUUGGAAACGGUUCGUUCGUUUGCUGUUGUGUUUUUUUUCGCGGAACGGUUUUGUUUUUUCUCCCUCUUCCACACACGGAGGCCCGCGGCUAGCUGCGCACUAGGUGCAAGUGAAAUAGCACUCGGUGGUGCACAGGUUCUUGUAGGUUUUUUUUGCCUCUGUACGACUUUGUUGGACGGUGCGGUUUCCCGUAGGCUUCAGUCAGCGAACACGGAAAUCCGUUUCAUUCCGGGGCAUCCGUUCAGUCAGGGCACCAACCAACCCGAAUUCGGUGUUAUUUUUGAGAGGAAAUUCGUAAAAAGCGAACGGUGAGGAUUUUGGUGAGUCCAUUCCGCAGUGGUACUCAUAAUUUAAAAUCUUCGCUAGCAGCUCGUAAAGUAAAAAGUGCAUUUUUAUUUGCCUCGGCACUAACACCACGGUCCAGUAGUGAGAAGUGAAGCAACCACAGCAAAAGCAAAAAAUAAAGAAGGUUGUGUUCUGGUGUGUUUGCGUGACGAAAAGCAAGCUGUGAAGAUCGCGGUAAGAAAAAUAACAAAAAGUGGCAAGAUUGUAACGAAAAAAAUAUAAAAGAAGUGAAUAUUCUGUUCCGGAGUAGUUUUUCCUGAACCAAAAGGGGAUUUUUUCUUCCAUUGUCUGUUUGAUAAUCAGCAGACGGAUUCACGGAUUACGGGUGUGUAACUUCAAAUCGACGAGGAGCUGUAUUCUUUAGCCGGAACGAUGUCGGACGAGAAGCAGGAAAAUGGUACCCGCAACGGUGACGUGCCGGAGAUUGAGUUAAUCAUCAAGGCUUCGACGAUAGAUGGCAGACGUAAAGGCGCGUGUCUAUUUUGCCAAGAAUAUUUUAUGGACCUGUAUCUGCUGGCAGAGCUGAAAACCAUCAGUCUUAAGGUCACAACAGUGGACAUGCAGAAACCUCCGCCCGAUUUUCGUACCAACUUCGAAGCGACACCACCGCCCAUUCUGAUCGACAACGGGCUGGCCAUCCUGGAGAACGACAAAAUCGAGCGACACAUCAUGAAGUCAGUGCCCGGAGGUUACAAUCUGUUCGUGCAGGACAAAGAAGUGGCCACCCUGAUCGAGAACCUGUACUCCAAGCUGAAGCUGAUGCUGGUCAAGAAGGACGAAAACAAGAACAACGCCCUGCUGGCGCACUUGCGGAAGAUCAACGACCAUCUGGCGGCGCGGGGUACCCGGUUCCUAACCGGCGACACCAUGUGCUGCUUCGACUGCGAACUGAUGCCGCGGCUGCAGCACAUCCGGGUGGCCGGCAAGUACUUUGUCGACUUUGAGAUACCAAAACACCUGACGGCUCUGUGGCGGUAUAUGUACCAUAUGUAUUUGCUGGAUGCCUUCUUGCAGUCCUGUCCGGCCGAUCAGGACAUCAUCAAUCACUACAAGCUGCAGCAGGCAAAGGGUGAUACCAAGAUGCUGAAGAUGAAGAAGCACGAAGAGCUGGAGACACCAACGUUCACCACAUCGAUCCCGAUUGAUCUAAAUGAGCACUAGAAGCACGACGGGAAGGAGGAGGAGGUUGACGAUCGCGGAUUGGGAUCCGCUCUUUCUGGACAGUAUAAGUAGGGCAACCUCAACACCACCAUGUAGCAGCACUGUGCUGGGAUCGACCGUAACGGUUUAAACACAUUUUUGAUAACCAUUUACAAACAAUAGCGCGAUAUACCGAAUCAAUCCGUCACAGAGAAAAUAACAACUCCAACAAACAACGUGUUUUGUCUGGGCAGCGCCCGCCGGGGUGCUGUCAACCAACUGUUACGUUUUCACACGCGAACUACUUUACCGACGAUUUGUCACUUUUUUUUGUUUCGUUUCACCAUGGCCAUCCUAGAUCGGCAACGAUAACAGAUGAAGCAGAAGAGAGUUGAACAACAAAUGUAAAGAAUAAUCUAAGUAGAAUUUAGUUGAUAAAUUCAUUGUUUAUUAUCCUAUAUUUUUAAUUUUACUGUGUUGGUAGAGAGAAAAGACACACAGCAGAGAGAGAGAGAGAGAAAAAUAAUUAUAAUACGCAAGUUAAAUCAACCUACGCGUAAUAAAUCAAAUAAAUAAACUAAUGUGCAAACUUUUACUCUUUUCCUCAUAACUGUUGAAUUUCUAUCAAAUAUGCUUCUGAACUUUCCUGUGGUAAUCUUUUGUUUUUUUUUGGAUUUAUUCCCCCAUUCAAGGUACUAUAAAUGUGCCAUUGCCAGGUAUAAUUUUCCCUAUCUCCUAUUGAACUACUUAACGCUGCUUUGCAGCGCUUAUUCAACUGAAUCAAAUAUAUUCAACGAAUCUACUAUACACACAUACACACUAACAUCUAACAGCAGAAAGAAAUCAGGACAGCACAGUAGCGACAUAAAAAAUAAUCACAAUUUGUACGUUUUUACUUAAACGAAAAGAAAGCAGCAGUAGUAGUUGGAUUAGGCAAAAAAAACUAGAAGCAAACAUUUACUGUUAAGUUAAGUUGAUAAACUAAAAGAAGCAAUUGAUAAAGUGUAAAAUUAAAUCACAAAAAAAAGAAACAAAUAAACAGAAUCAAGCCACUCGUUUGCGGUUGUGUAAAUAAAUCACUUAAUUCAGAGAAUUUGUUUGUAGCAACGAACAAGAAGAAUUUCAGCAGCAAAAAUAGAGAGAAAAAAAAAACGGUUUUUAUUUUUUCAAUAAUAUCGAUUAAGCUAUCACACAGACGUAAUAAAGCAACACACUAAACUAGACAGCAGCAGACUUCUUUCUAGGAACUAGAAGCGAGCUAUAAUAGAUAGCAUGUAGUUAGAUGCUUAAAAAGGAUGGAUAAACCUAUAUUGAUUGAUUGAAUGAUGGUGGAACAGAGUAAACAAACGAAACGAAACCCAUGCAUCAACAAGCUUUCUUAACGGAAACAAAACAAAACUUUAUUCGCUGGUAAAAACUGAUCAGAGUUAUUACUUUUUCUUUUUUGUUGUAAUUUAUUUACUACAACUUGUUUUAUACAUGCUGUAAUUGGAGGACAGUAAUAAAGAAAAAUAAAUGUUUUUUUCGACAC
This is a messenger RNA of Sabethes cyaneus, 3031 nucleotides long. It is a transcript of the gene Clic, whose product is annotated as chloride intracellular channel exc-4. Gene Ontology annotation, biological process: chloride transport. NCBI's taxonomy places the organism in Eukaryota, Metazoa, Arthropoda, Insecta, Diptera, Culicidae. The record is from RefSeq and is a predicted model, not a curated record. Gene Ontology annotation, molecular function: chloride channel activity. Gene Ontology annotation, cellular component: apical plasma membrane; cytoplasm. The coding region runs from base 733 to 1521 and encodes 262 amino acids. The transcript has 7 exons.